CAGCUGGACACAGGUCAUCUGCUGGACACAGGAUGGCUUCGGCUUCACAGACACCAAAAGUUGGAGAUCUGAUUGAGAUUUUUCGCAUUGGCUACUCACACUGGGCCAUCUAUGUGGGAUGUGGCUACGUGGUCCAUUUGGCUCCCCCAAGUGAAUUUGCAGGAGCUGGGGCAUCCAGUGUCAUGUCUGUCUUGGCUGAGAAAGCCAUAGUGAAGAAGGAACUGCUGUCCAAGGUGGCUGGGAAGGACAAGUACCGGGUUAAUAACAAGCAUGACGGCAGGUACCCACCACUGCCUCCCAACAAGAUUGUCCAGCUGGCCAAGGAGAAGGUGGGCAAUGAGGUGCCCUACUCACUGACCCAUGACAAUUGUGAGCACUUCGUGAAUGAGCUGCGCUAUGGGAUCUCCCGCAGUGACCAGGUCACGGAUGCGGUCCAAACAGUGGGCGUGGCAGCAGGAGUGAUAGCAGGCUUGGGUGUCCUGGGCCUCUUGGGGCUUGCAGUGAGCAGAAGCCGGCGGGAGAGACACUAACUCCAAGGCCCUGCCCUCGAGCCUGUCAGGGAAGCCC
Ochotona princeps (American pika) is the source of this 567-nucleotide messenger RNA. Its product is annotated as phospholipase A and acyltransferase 2. Gene Ontology annotation, biological process: N-acylphosphatidylethanolamine metabolic process. The record is from RefSeq and is a predicted model, not a curated record. Lineage: Eukaryota; Metazoa; Chordata; Mammalia; Lagomorpha; Ochotonidae. The transcript has 4 exons. Gene Ontology annotation, cellular component: cytoplasm. Gene Ontology annotation, molecular function: glycerophospholipid phospholipase A1 activity; A2-type glycerophospholipase activity. Bases 33 to 530 code for a protein of 165 amino acids.